AUGGCGUCAAUCUCCGCCGGUUUCUGGCGCUCCACUUUCAAUUUAUCGCGGCAUUUUCCUUCCUCUCUGAUUUCUUCUCGACCCUCGUUCUCGCGAGCUCGAUUUUCUCGCUCGUCCGCCGCCAUGGAUUCCGGCGACGAUCUCAGAUCGAAGUUUAUGGAGUUCCCGUACGUCUCUGGCUCCCACAGGGCCCUUAUGGUGGACAUAUUAUCCACUGUAGAAACCCGCCUUGGAUCCUCGCUCGAGAGUUGUACUCUGCCUCCCGACGUACAACAGUUCGAAAACUCCACCGGCUCUGCCCGUGGGUCGCUCCAUCUCAGAUCCGGUCUCCCUUCUUCUCAGAUAGAUUUUGUACUGGGAGGUUGGAUCCACUGUGAGCUCCCGUCUGGCGAGGCCCUCAACAUCACAACCCUCUCGGCAUACCUAAAACCCUCGACCGACGCUCCGCAUUUCCUCCUCGACCUCAUCCAGAUCGGGCCCACGUCCCUUGUCCUUAUCCUGGACCUGACCCCACGCAAGGACCUCAUCCUCUACCCGGACUACCUCAAGAAAUACUACGAGGACACGAACCUAGACAGGCACAGAGUCCACAUCCACGGCCUGCCCGAGGCAAAGCCAUACCAUUCGCCCUCACUCUACGUGCGGGCAGUCCUUUCCCCGACUGCGAUUUUGGUAUCGGUUGGUGCAGAAAGGAGUGUCGAGGAUGUGAUAAGGGACCACGUGUGGCCCGUUGCUCGUGAGGUGUUGGAUUUUUGGAUUGGGUCGUGCUUGUGUGCGGUGGGGAACGUGGGGGCAAAGGAGAGGGACUAUUUGGCGAGGAGGGAUGGGAUUAUUAAAAGGACGACGGUCGAGGUGGAUCUUGGGUCGAGCUUUCCGAGGUUGUUCGGGCAAGAAGUGGCAGAUAGGGUUUUGGGUGUUUUGAGUGGAUAUUAUGGUAAAUGA
Molecule: messenger RNA, 942 nt
Organism: Striga hermonthica
Lineage: Eukaryota; Viridiplantae; Streptophyta; Magnoliopsida; Lamiales; Orobanchaceae
Source: the annotation of a GenBank genome assembly